AUGGGGGUGAAUGAGCAAACCCCGCUUUGGCUCGACUGUGACACUGGCCACGACGAUGCUUUGGCUAUAUUACUUGCUGGCCACAGCCCGGAAGUAAGGCUGCUGGGCAUCAGUACAGUCUUCGGCAACGCUUCCUUGAAGCACACGACUUACAACACGCGCGCCAUACUACAAGCGAUUGAUCGGACCGAUGUGCCAGUAUAUGAAGGAGCUCAAAAGCCCUUGCUUCGAGAUCCUCUGCACGCACCGGCAAUUCAUGGCGAAAGCGGGCUCGAUGGAACUACGUGCCUGCCAGAACCGAUUGUUCCUGUCAUGAAAGACAUGUCCGCUAUAGACGCAAUGUAUGUGUCUUUGUCAUCUGAACCAGUAGGUACGCCAUGGCUGGUGGCCACCGGGAGUUUGACCAAUGUCGCCACACUGUUCAAGCGGCAUCCAGAUCUUGCCUCUCACCUGGGUGGACUUAGCAUCAUGGGUGGCGCAGUCGGGGGCAACUUCACUUCUGCGCCCAUGGGCAGAGUGCUCGGAAAGGGGCUGCGCUUUGGCAACCAUACCGCCACCGCAGAGUUCAACAUCUACUGCGACCCGGAGGCGGCUCAAUCGGUGUUUGGCAACCCUGUGCUGGCUGUCAAAACAGUCCUGGUUCCACUGGAUUUGAGCCAUCAGUUUCUCGCGACACGAGCGGUUCAGAUGGGCUUGCUCUUUGGAAUCGGCACGCCUGCACACCGUGAGCCCACCAGUGCUGCUGCAUCGCCGAUUCGGCGCCUCUAUUUCGAGAUCCUGACGUUCUUCGCCGGAAGCUACGCUGAAGUUUUUGGAAUGACAGAAGGACCGCCGGUACACGAUCCGCUCGCCGUUGCAGCAGCAGUGCGCCCUGACCUUUUCCACUGCAAUGUGGCGGGAAGAAAGGGCCCAUAUGAAGAAGAACGAUUUCAGGUCUCAGUCGUUACGGAGGGCGAGCACGGGUCCUCCAGCGAUAUUCUUAACGGACCGUCACAGUGCGGUAGGACAUUAAUCCAGCCGCUCCCGUACGGUUUACCGGGCACAAAGGUACCACGAGGUUGCGAAACGCAGGUGCUUUGGGGAAUGAUCGAAGCGUGCCUCCGCGCUGUGGAGGAGAGGAUGCAGCCGAGAUCUCAUCGCCAUCAUGCAUCUACCAAAGCAUAG
This is a messenger RNA of Baudoinia panamericana UAMH 10762, 1164 nucleotides long. RefSeq lists its product as uncharacterized. Gene Ontology annotation, molecular function: purine nucleosidase activity. Gene Ontology annotation, cellular component: cytosol. The record is from RefSeq and is a predicted model, not a curated record. The transcript has 2 exons. Gene Ontology annotation, biological process: purine nucleoside catabolic process. Bases 1 to 1164 code for a protein of 387 amino acids. Lineage: Eukaryota; Fungi; Ascomycota; Dothideomycetes; Mycosphaerellales; Teratosphaeriaceae.